CCCUAUUUAAGUGUUACAGGUAGACACCUGUUUUCAUCAGACACAAAGGGAAGAUCUACACAUCCAAGACAUAAUGAAGCUGCCUGUGCUGCUCUGUUGUUUCCUGGUCCUUUCUUUCCAUAUCCUGAAAUUUGGGGCUGCAAGAUCUGAUCCACAUGAACUCUUGGUGAUUCGCUGUGAGAGAUAUCAUCAUGGAAGAUUUUGCACCCUGGAAUGGGAUCCAUAUUGUGGCAUUGAUGGACGUACAUAUUCCAAUCUGUGUUUUCUCUGCCAGGGAAAUGGAUUUAAUCAGAAGGUGGGACACAAAGGAAUUUAUCAGAAGCUGGCACGCAGGGGUGAGUGCCGAAGAGUGGUCUGCCCCACGCAUUAUGAUCCAGUAUGUGGCACUGAUGGACGUACAUACUCCAAUGAGUGUGUCCUCGACCAGGAAAAUGGAAAGAAUCACAAAGUGACAGUGGCAUACAAGGGUGAGUGCCAUCCCUGUAACCGGUAUGGAACCCAUUGCCCUGCAGUACAUGAUCCAGUGUGUGGCAGUGAUGGACGUACAUACAGCAAUGAGUGUUAUCUCUGCCAGGAAAAUAGAGGGAAUCCGAACAAAGUGAAGGUGGCCCACAAGGGUGAGUGUUACGUGUUUGAUCCCUGUGUAACGUAUGGAAAACUUUGCCCCACGAAAUGGGAUCCAGUAUGUGGCAGUGAUGGACUUGUAUACUCGAAUGAAUGUAGUCUCUGCCAAAAAAAUGGAAUUAAUAUGAAGAAAGUGAAGGUGUCCCACAAGGGCUGGUGUUGAAUGCGGCAUGUUCCUUAAAUUGUCAAUGUUGGUGUGUGCAUCCCCCAACAAAAUGGCUAACAAUCAAAUGCAGGUGUAGACAGAAUAAAAACGUUUCAAAUUAUGAAUGAA
Corythoichthys intestinalis (scribbled pipefish) is the source of this 898-nucleotide messenger RNA. RefSeq names its product ovoinhibitor-like. The coding region runs from base 74 to 787 and encodes 237 amino acids. Gene Ontology annotation, molecular function: protein binding; serine-type endopeptidase inhibitor activity. NCBI's taxonomy places the organism in Eukaryota, Metazoa, Chordata, Actinopteri, Syngnathiformes, Syngnathidae. The record is from RefSeq and is a predicted model, not a curated record. The transcript has 8 exons.